Microplitis mediator is the source of this 5936-nucleotide messenger RNA. RefSeq names its product epidermal growth factor receptor (gene Egfr). Gene Ontology annotation, biological process: cell surface receptor protein tyrosine kinase signaling pathway; positive regulation of kinase activity; multicellular organism development. The transcript is spliced from 7 exons. Gene Ontology annotation, molecular function: ATP binding; transmembrane receptor protein tyrosine kinase activity. The record is from RefSeq and is a predicted model, not a curated record. Gene Ontology annotation, cellular component: signaling receptor complex; basal plasma membrane. The coding region runs from base 496 to 5025 and encodes 1509 amino acids. Lineage: Eukaryota; Metazoa; Arthropoda; Insecta; Hymenoptera; Braconidae.
GCCAAGGUGAGACGGUACGCGCGCGCCGAUCAAAAACUUUUUAAAUUUGUUUUGUUUUGUUUUUUUUUUUAUUUUUUUUUUUUUGUUGAAUUUUGAAUUUGUGAAUUUUAUUUGGUUUCGUUGACAAGUACACGCAAUAAGUGUUGUGAUUUUUUUGUUGAAUAUUAUUUAGUACACGUGCUUAUGUGCAAUUUUAAAUCGGAGUAAAUAAUAAUAAUUUUGUGCAAUAAUUAGUGUACUUGCUUUGGAUACUAAGUAUAAAAUUUAAAAAACAACAGCCAUAAAAAUAGCAGAUGGCAAAAAUGAAGACAUAAAUAAAAUGGGCUCAUCGAAGAUAAAUCUACUACUAAAAAUAAAAUUAAGUGUUAAAAAAAGUGAAAACACUCAACAAUUAAUGAAGGGCAUUGAUAACUCUGAGUACGGUCGCAAACGAUACAGAUAUUUCUGUAAAGGUGAUAAGUGCGUGAAUUUUUUUAAGGGCAUGUGAGGCUCAAUAUGUACCACUAUCGACACUCCACAUCAUGGGCGCUGUCGACAUUUCACGUUUGCGCCGUCACCUUUUUAUUUAUUGUCAUCGUAGGUAGCAAUAAUGUCCUCGGCGAUCUCAAUUCCGAGUUCGUCAAAGGGAAAAUAUGCAUCGGUACAAAUGGAAGAAUUUCAGCCCCAUCAAACACAUUGCACCACUACCGUAAUCUCCGUGACCGGUAUACAAACUGUACUUAUGUCGACGGUAAUCUGGAGAUAACGUGGAUACAAAAUGAUACCCUGGAUUUAAGCUUUCUGCAAUAUAUACGAGAAGUAACUGGCUAUGUAUUAAUAAGUCACUGUGAUGUACGUCGUAUCGUGUUGCCACGUUUGCAAAUAAUACGCGGCCGUACCUUGUUCAAGCUAAAUAUCCAUCCACAUGAAUUUGCAUUGAUCGUAACAAUGACUGGAAUAUACAAUCUCGAAUUACCGGCACUGCGUGAUAUUCUCGCUGGCAGUGUCGGUAUGUAUCACAAUUACAAUCUUUGUCACAUGAAAACAAUAAAUUGGGAUGAGAUAAUAAGUGGCCCGCAAGCUAAAUACGUUUAUGUUUACAAUUUUACGUCACCUGAACGUUCAUGUCCAGCGUGCGAUCCGAGCUGCGUCCAAGGCUGCUGGGGCGAGGGUCCAGAAAACUGUCAAAAGUUUUCCAAAACAAAUUGCUCACCUCAGUGCUGGCAAGGACGUUGUUUCGGUUCACAGCCACGUGAAUGCUGCCAUCUAUUUUGUGCCGGUGGGUGCACUGGUCCCAAACAAAGCGACUGUUUGGCUUGCAAGAGUUUUAUGGACGACGGAGUUUGUACCCUCGAGUGCCCGCCAAUGCAGACAUACAACCCGACGACUUAUUCCUGGGAAGUUAAUCCUAACGGCAAGUAUGCCUACGGAGCCACGUGUGUUAAAAAAUGCCCAGAGCAUCUUCUUAAAGACAAUGGAGCUUGCGUUAGAUCAUGUCCGCCGAAGAAAAAGGCCAAAAACAGCGAAUGCGUUCCAUGCGAUGGUCCCUGUCCUAAAACUUGCUCUGGUGUCAACACCGUUCACUCCGGAAAUAUCGAAAAAUUCAAAGACUGCACAGUUAUUGAUGGUUCUAUUACAAUAGUCGACCAUACUUUCACUGGGUACCAAGACAUCCUUUCAAACUACUCAUUCGGACCAAGAUGGCCACCGAUGCAUCCAAAUAAACUUGAAGUUUUUCAUACGCUUAAAGAAAUAACCGGCUUCUUAAAUAUUCAGGGUAAUCAUAAGGACUUUACCAAUUUGACAUACUUUAGAAAUCUUGAAAUAAUUGGCGGACGACAAUUGACUGAAUACUUUGCCUCGCUCUAUGUCGUACAAACUGCUCUAGUUUCUUUUGGACUUCGAUCUCUCAAGAGAAUAAAUUCUGGGUCUGUUGUUAUUUUGGAAAACAAGAACUUGUGUUACGCACAAAGCAUACAUUGGAACAAAAUAAGGAACUCAUCUGAACAUGAUACUUUGGUGUCCAACAACAAAAAUGAAACCUUGUGCAAACAAGAAGGCCAAGUUUGCGACGAACAAUGUUCAGAUGCAGGCUGCUGGGGUCCAGGACCAUCGCAGUGUCUUUCGUGUAAAAACUAUGUUUUCGAUAACGUCUGCUUGGAAAACUGCAGUGUCAUAUCUGGAAUAUAUAAAGCAGGUUCCCGCGAAUGUAAGAACUGUCACGAGGAGUGUGAUGGCACCUGUAACGGACCUAAGGCCGAGAACUGCAAUAAAUGCAAACACACGCGCGACGGCCCGUUCUGCGUAAAAGAAUGUCCGACUUCUAAAUAUAACGAUAACGGUGUAUGCAAACCUUGUCACAAGAACUGCGUAGGCGGUUGCGAGGGCCCGGAAAAUAAUAUCGGCCCGAAUGGCUGUCACAGUUGCGAGAAAGCAAUAAUGAAUAACAACAGCGUGCCUGAGGGAUGUCUCCAGAAGCUCGACAAUUGUCCUGAGGGUUACUUUUACGAGUGGGUCAGCCCUCAAGAGAAAGGUCCCCUGAAGGUGUUGGCGGGUAAGGCUGUCUGCAGACGCUGCCAUCCGCUCUGCAAAAAUUGUACCGGGUACGGAACACACGAGCAAGUGUGCCGUGAGUGUGUUGACUUUAAACUCGGUGAAAAUUGCGUGCACGACUGCCCGGAAAACAGCAAUUAUAUAUUACCCAACACUAAUCCUAAAAUAUGUAUACCCUGUGCGUCUGAGUGCGACGGCUGCUAUGGUCCAGAAUCCCAUCAGUGUUACCGCUGUCGCAGCUUCAAAGUUCAUCUCGAUACCAAAGCAUCCAACAAUGUCACUCUUUUUAACUGUACCAACACAUGUCCAACAGAAACUUCCUACAAAGUUACGUCCGAAGACGGUCGCGAUACUUAUUGCGAGUCUCAGACACUCAGUUCUCAAUUGGAACAUGAAAUAAAACCCAUGAUUUUGGGUAUUGUCAGUGUUGUUCUGCUGAUUAUUAUGAUGAUCGGGGCGAUAGUUCUGUGUCGUUGGCGUAUCAAGAGUAAAAAUAAAGAAAACACGGUUAAAAUGACCAUGGCUUUGACUGGUCUUGAUGACAACGAACCUCUGAGACCCACGGGAUUGAAACCAAACCUCGCGAAACUUAGAAUAAUAAAGGAAGAAGAGAUGCGGAAGGGCGGACAACUUGGAUACGGAGCUUUCGGUAAUGUUUAUAAAGGUGUAUGGGUACCGGAAGGUGAAAACGUCAAAAUACCUGUUGCCAUAAAAGUUUUACAUGAAAAUACGGGUGCGAAUACUUCGAAAGAAUUUUUAGACGAAGCUUACAUUAUGGCUAGUGUCGAGCAUCCUAAUUUACUGCAGCUUCUCGCAGUUUGCAUGACGUCGCAGAUGAUGUUGGUGACGCAGUUGAUGCCACUGGGAUGUCUGCUGGACUUUGUAAGAACUUACAAAGACAAAAUAGGCUCUAAGCCGCUGCUCAAUUGGUCGACACAGAUCGCACGUGGUAUGGCAUAUUUGGAAGAACGGAGACUAGUUCAUCGUGAUCUUGCGGCGCGUAAUGUUUUAGUACAGACAUCAAAUUGUAUUAAGAUAACGGACUUCGGUCUCGCUAAGCUGCUGGAUAUCAACGAGGAGCAGUACAAGGCUGCUGGGGGUAAAAUGCCCAUAAAAUGGCUGGCUCUUGAGUGCAUUCAGCACCGGGUUUUUACCCACAAAUCCGAUGUAUGGGCAUUCGGUGUCACCAUUUGGGAAGUUUUGACCUACGGAGAACGACCUUAUGACAAUGUACCUGCGCGGAAUGUACCCGAGCUGCUGGAGAAAGGCGAAAGAUUACCACAGCCAGCAAUUUGUUCAAUAGAUGUCUAUAUGAUUAUGGUUAAAUGUUGGAUGCUGGAUGCUGAAUCACGACCGACAUUCAAAGAACUUGCUGAUGAGUUCGCUAAAAUGUCAAGGGAUCCUGGCCGUUAUCUUGCCAUCAAAGGUGAUAAAUAUAUGAGACUGCCUUCUUAUACAUUACAGAAUAAAUUUCAGGAUGAAAAGGAAAUGAUACGAAAUUUGGCAUCAGCAGUCGAGGGACCCGAAGCCCUAGUAGAUGCUGAUGAAUAUCUGCAACCAAAAUCACGAGCGCCGAUUCCUCCCGGGCUGUCGGUGCCAAGUAUAACAGACUCGCCGCCAAACACGCCCAUAAGAUCGUGCUGGCCAACCGGGAUCCCGUCACACGCAGCCGCUGACUCGCCGACGCCACAAAAUCAACAGAACUGGGACCGCGAGCUGUUGAGGUACGGUACAGCUGAACGUAGUGAAAGCACGUCAGGAACAAAUGACGGUGGAAUUAAUCAACGCACACAAUCAUACCAACAUCACCACCCACAUUCUCAUCAUAAUAACAAUCACCAUCAUCAUCAACACAGUCUAAAUCACCAGCAUCAUCAGCACCAACAUUCAGGAAAUUACAAUUGUCCUAAUGAUCAGCAUUGUCGAAAUAUUAUUGGUAGUGCGGACAAUAGAAGCUCGAGAUACUGCUCAGAUCCAUUGAAAAUAAUUGCCGGCGUAAGAGAUUGCGAUGUAACGGACGACUGUUUUCAACCGGAAGUUGCAACAAUUCAUCAACAAGCCCAGGUGGGCAAUCUCAAACUUGAUUUACCACUUGAUGAAGACGACUAUCUUAUGCCAUCUCCACAAAUUCCCGCAAAUGCUACGCAGUAUAUGGAUCUCAUUGGAGAUACUAAACCCACCGAAACGGAACCAAAGAGAUUAAUCAAUGGUUAUCGAAAGUAUCCUGAAUUUUUAAGUAUCGCGGGUAAAACAUCAUUAGAUAAUCCCGAAUACAUAAUGGGCCAGGAUGACGGUCCACUUACUCCUCAAAUAAUUGGAAUACCAACAGCAGAUCUCGGUAAAGUUUUAGCCAACGGUGCUUUUGGUUCUCAACAAGUUAAGCAGCGCUGCAAUGAAGAAGAAUCCGAUCACGAGUAUUACAACGAUUUCGACCGGCUUGAACGCGAACGUCAGCCUUUAAAUUCUCUACGAAAAAACGAAACGACCGUAUAAAAUUUAAUAAAUUAAUUAUUAUUUAAACCAGUUACCUUAGAUAGCGUAAACAUUAACUGAAACGACAAAAAAAAUAUGAAGAAAAAUAUAUUACGCUGCUUCAGUUAUAUUAUUUGCAGUACUUAGUAAAUCAAUGACUGGGCGUUAAGAAAUUGCAUUAAAUUUUUAUUAUUAUUACUAUUUUUGAAAAAUUUUUAAAUUAUGCCAUUUUACUUCAAUAGUUUUACAUACACGCAUUUUAUUUAUAAUAUAAAUUGAUAAUAAUAAAAAUAAUUAUAAGCAAUUUCUUUAAAAUAUAAGUGCCAUUUAAUGUGGCUUGUAAAUAAAAAUAUAAUUAUUAAUUAACUUAAAAAGACAAUCAAUUAUAUUAGUUAAUUAAUUAUUUAAAUAUAUCUCAAUUGAGAUUUUUAAAUUAUACAAUUUUAUUAUUAAUUAUUUUUAAAAUAUACACUGGAAAAAUAUUAUUUUUAUAAGAGAUAUUUUGUUGGUUAAAGAAAAAUUUAUUUUUGCCGUAAGAUGGACAGUGAAGUACACGAGCAUCUUUCAGAGUCUCGCGCAUGCGCUAAUUAAUUUUUGUACAGAUAAUUAACAAAAGUUUGGUUAUAAUUUAUUAAUUAAAAUAAUUAUUUAUUGCCGUAAGAUGGAAAUAAAAAGACAAGUGUGGAAAUUUAUACCAAAAGUAUAAAAUUUACCGCAUGCGCAAAUUGAAUUUUUGUGAACGCAAUCAUGAAAAAUUUAAUUAUAAUUAAUUAAUGUUUUGAUUAAUCAAAUUAUUAAAUAGAAGCUAUUAAUUUAAUUUUUUAUGAGUAUGAAUGUAGCAGACAGACAAAUUUGAAUCUGUAAAUAAAUAAAGUAAAUAAUUUAAAAAAUAAUAUUUUUUAAAAAUGCACUAAUUAAUUUUUGAAUUUUUU